AUGGACGGCAUUAUCACUCGUUUGCGUUCCACAGUGUCUGGCGCCCUUCCAGGCAACCCUGUUACUAGAGAAUAUGAGCUUGAAGCUCAGGUUGCUUCAUCAGGACCAGGUCUUUUAUGGAAACUGUAUGCUGCAUCGAAAAAGUCUUCGAAGGAGCCUGCGACUGUGUGGAUUUUUGAAAAGAAGCUACUUGAUCGUUUUUCAAAACGCGACAAAGAAAUGAUUAUUGAAAAACUAAAGGAAGGCGUGGCUUCCCUAACACGCUUUCGACACCCACGGGUCCUGUCAGUUGUUCAUCCAUUGGAGGAAUCCCGUGAAAGCCUCGGCUUCGCAACUGAACCGCUUUUCACUUCGUUGGCUAAUGCCUUGGGAAAAAGAGAGAACUUUAGUGGCCCAAAUCUUGACAAAUUGCGGAAUUUUAAGUUCACUGAAACCGAACUCAAAUAUGGAAUUAUUCAGAUCUGUGAGGCUUUGGCAUUCAUCCACCGGGACGGCCAUCGAGUCCAUCUUAACGUGUCGCCUCAAUCAAUCGUUGUAAACCGUCUCGGUUCAUGGAAGCUUUGCGGCUUCGAGUUCUCCUGUUCUACAGCGGAGUCCGGAGGGGAGGGUGUCAGUGUACCCUCCUGGCAGUCUUCCAUCCCGCCACUUUGUCAACCCCACCUCGACUAUUGUGCGCCUGAAGUCGUCAUCGAGGGCAGGGGGUACACGGCCAGUGAUCUCUUCUCUGUUGGAAUGUUGAUCCACGCUCUCUACAACGACGGAGAGACCAUUCUUGACUGUCGCGAAAGCUACGGUUCUUAUAGGGAUGCCGUGAAAAAGCUGAAGCCGCUAGCUCCAACUCGACUGGCCAAUGUCCCCGAGGGAAUUCGAGAAUACGUGAAGAUGUUAGUUCAGCCCGACGUCUCUGUUCGCCCGGAUGCUCACGAAAUACUGAAGGUUCCCUUCCUGGACGACGCCAAUGUUGCCUCCCUGAAGAGUCUAGAUGAGCUCUACCAACUGGACAAUCUUGCUCGAUCGAAAUUCUACAAGAACCUCCCCAAUUCCAUCAAAAGUUUGCCACCUCGCAUCAACUUGCAUCGCGUGUUCCCUCAGCUAGCGGAGGAGUUUUCGAACAAGAGCAUGAUCCCCUUCGUGCUUCCUUCAAUCCUCCAAAUAAUCAAUAUGGUUAGCCGGGAGGACGUGGCUGCCUACAUAAUGCCUCGGUUCAAGCACGUGCUUGCCUUAAAUGAACCUGUGCAGAUAAUUCUAGUGCUGCUGCAGAAUUUGGGGAUUCUGGUUGCAAAAUUGUCACCAGCUGACUUCAAGACCUAUGCCCUGCCCAUACUGAACUCUGCCCUCGAGACGAACACAAAUGCUGUCCUUGAACUGUGCCUGGCGAGUUUACCAGAGGUCGCCCAACUAAUGGACUACAGUGUCUUGAAGAGCAGCAUCAUCCCGCGCCUCAAGAAAGUCUACGUCCGCGUUGAACUGGUCGACAUACGCCUUGAAGUCUUGAUAUGCAUGGCCAAAAUGCUCGAGUACUUGGACAAGUGGUGUGCCAUGGACGAUGUCCUCGCUUUCCUCACCGAAGUCAGGUCACGUGAGCCGAAGAUCCUCGUGGCUGUUCUAGCAAUCUAUCGGAUCGCUUUCAGCCACAAACAGUUGGGCAUAUCGCGGGACGUCCUUGCCUCGAGGUCAAUUCCACAUUUACUGCAAAUCUCGAUGGACUAUAACCUCUCGCCUCAACAGUACGCUGCCUUCGCGGAUCUCCUGCGAGAAAUGUUCGCCGCCAUCGAAAGCGAACAGCGCGCCAAGCUGGCUGAAAUUCACAGUCUUGGCGAAGAUGCAGCAGCAAUCGUGGCGCCAACGACGAAUUUCAACGGGACAGCGCCGGAAAUAGUAAGGUUAACGCCCUACCCCAGUCAUUUGCUCUCAUUGACCAAGAUAACCCCCCUCGAUUAUGCAACCCCCCAGGUUGAUUCGUUGAUGUCGUCGCUCGCUGGAGUGAACCGGUCUCACAAACGUGUCAUUCCCGCCUCCGACGAUGCAAAGACUAGCAACGGACGUGUUGGCGAUGGUGGUGGUAGUCAAGCGGGGUUCGUCAAUCAGCACCGAACACUGGAAGAGAAGAAGAGAGCAAUGGCAGGCGCGGAAAAUUUGCAUCGACUCCAACAGCAGCCGGACCUCCUCACACCAAGGACGUCUCCGAUCCCUCCAACGAAGCCAGUCCCCAAGGACCUCACAGACCAAUUAAUUGAAUCCAAUAUUAUGCUCAACUGGAAGCCACCAAGCACUGGACCCACGCUCCCUCAGGCGUCUGCGUUCAACAGCCUCGGGGGAGCGCACCUUCCACAACAGCGACCCAACUACCAGGCGUUUGGUGGAGUGCUACCCCCGAAAGAACCUACGCACCCUCCUCAACAGUUCGUCAACCAACUCCCUCCAACGUCCACAAUGUAUGGCCGACCGACGGCGCCUGUGUACUUCAACCAGCCACCUCUUCUUCAGCCCCAGCCCACAUCGAAUCCCACCACGCAAACCGUUCCCUUGUCUGAAUCGGAUAUUGCUGACCUCUUGGGUUGA
Molecule: messenger RNA, 2562 nt
Organism: Mesocestoides corti
Lineage: Eukaryota; Metazoa; Platyhelminthes; Cestoda; Cyclophyllidea; Mesocestoididae
Source: the annotation of a GenBank genome assembly